ACCCAUAGAGACAAACGUAUGUGCUUUCUACGGCAGAAUAAUUUUCAGGAGACACAGCUCUAAGGUGUACCGUAGAUUUUUUGACGAUGUUUUACAAGUAAUGGUAAGUCCACUGAAAGCCAUUUCGUUGCAUGUCUUGCACCACCGGCUUCGCCGUAUCUGUACGAGCGCCUACCGUGACAUCACGGUCGCUUCCUGCUUUAUAUCUUCCUGAAGUAGACGCUGGUAGCUACGGAAAGCCAUGGAUUAGGGUCUCUGUUUAUGUUCGUUCGAAUUUGAUUAAGGUAGGCUUAUUUCCAGGAGACUAAAUAUACGUGAACGACAGAAAUAUAAAAUCGGAGAUGAAUGGAGAAUGAUGCCAGGGGGAGUGCAGUUUGACACAUUGGUUGGCUCUGUCACUAUGUACCAGCCCUGAACCUGAUGCACAUUCUCACCACAUCUGUUGCCAUGGAUGCAGAGGACUACCUGCUCCCAGAAGGCUCUCUGGACAGCCCUGAAUAUGGCGCACCCAGCUCUCCUCUGGCGUCCUCCAUGGAGAGUCAGAUCUUUCCCUCAAACUCUUGGGGAUUGUCCCAGCAGACUGCCUACAGUCAGCAGUUCCCUAUGCAAUCUGAGAGGCAGUACAAUACAUCCUCUUCGUCUGUGACGCCAAUGGACGUGUUCAACUCAACACCCUUCCAUGAUGAUGACUUCACAGACCUGACCAGGAAUGACUUUCCUCAGGAACUCAUUGAUGAACUCUCUAACAACUCCCUGUUCUCCUCUCCUCGAGACUCGCUGUCAGACUAUGGCGCAGACAGCGUGGCACACACCUCCACCGCCAUGGUGCCCUGGGGAAACAUCAACUCAUCUGGCCUCAGUCAGAGAGAGAGCCUGAGCAGAACUCUUGACAUGAGUGGUCUGGAUGACCCGUCAGCCAUCACCAACACCCCACCACUUGGAGGAUACCAGCCGGCUGCUCAAGCUCCACCACCUCCAGAGGAAGAAGAGGAGGCAGAUGAAGAAGAAACAGAUGAGCUGGGUCACGUGGACACAUACGCUGAAUACAAACCAUCCAAAUGUAAGGUUUACUCUUUACAUUUUCAACCAACCCUUUUAAUUCAAAUUUUGAACAUUUGAACUGGACAUCCCUAGUGCGAAUGCUUGAACAAACAGGAAAUCUUGUUGUAAAAUAAAUGAAUUUGGUAGAGGACGAUGGAUUAACUACCAAUUGGCAUAGUUUAAAAUAUGACGAAGGUAAUGGAGAUGGGUUUAUUCGCAUCAAAUCUCUUUUGAGUUGCCCUGAUAAGUUUUGAGCCCCCAGCUGUUCACGACUCCUCCCUUGAUAAAGAAGAUGUCCAUUUUUUAUUUUCAUAACACAACUGAUCUCCUCAAUCUGAAUUUUCACGAAUGUGCUUCAAAUGUGUAAAUGAGCUGGAUGGAAACCCAGCUACAUAUACAAUUGUAAGUAGUCUCUUCUACAGAAAACAACAGAUGGAUGUAUCAAUUUAAUUUGGGAGUUUGUUUUGGAGUAAGAGAAGAGAUGGAAAGUUGUGGAAUAAGCAGGUCCUGGACAAAUGAGUGGUCAUUGAGUGUCAAUCUGUCACAAUUGGAAUCAAACCAAUUAUAAAUAGGCCCCAUCAUUGUAAGUUUCAUGUUCAUUUUUUUGCCAGACCCAAUGCAUUAUAUAUGGUAUCGGCUCCUGAGCCUGUAACAGUAGGUGUAGGGACAAUGAUUUUCCGCGAUUACGGAAAACGGACGGAAUUCGCGGAAUGUACACUUUCAAACGGAAUUGCAACUUUCA
Clupea harengus (Atlantic herring) is the source of this 1783-nucleotide messenger RNA. RefSeq names its product protein strawberry notch homolog 2-like. The coding region runs from base 421 to 1119 and encodes 232 amino acids. The transcript has 7 exons. Gene Ontology annotation, molecular function: chromatin DNA binding; histone binding. The record is from RefSeq and is a predicted model, not a curated record. Gene Ontology annotation, cellular component: nucleus. Lineage: Eukaryota; Metazoa; Chordata; Actinopteri; Clupeiformes; Clupeidae. Gene Ontology annotation, biological process: regulation of DNA-templated transcription.